Drosophila gunungcola (fruit fly) is the source of this 1226-nucleotide messenger RNA. RefSeq lists its product as uncharacterized. NCBI's taxonomy places the organism in Eukaryota, Metazoa, Arthropoda, Insecta, Diptera, Drosophilidae. Bases 49 to 957 code for a protein of 302 amino acids. The transcript has a single exon. The record is from RefSeq and is a predicted model, not a curated record.
UCUUCAUUUGGUUAUUUUUCAGCCGAAUUUCCGGAGGAGGACAGCGAUAUGCUGAUGGAGCCAAAUGAUUUUUCGCCAAUAACAGUACUUCGAUCGCACGAGCAACACUUCCACAUGCCGCCGACCACGCAACUCCAGCCGCAGAUUCAGACCAGAAUUCAGCCCAGAGCUCAGCCCAGGCAAUUUCAAUCGGCGGCGGCCCAACACAAUAAUCCCGAUGAGGAGGAGCAAUUUCGACCCAUUGCCAAUCCAAAUACAAAGAUAGUAGGCGACUCGCAUACGCAGGCUGCUCAGAACUUCUAUCCACCGUUCUACCACGAGGCGCCGCCAUUGGGCCAUUCGAGGCCCUACUUUGGACAUGGUCCUCCGGUUUCGGUUUCGGAAAGUACUCCUCUAUCGCUGCCCUUGCCGCUCUUGGCACCCCAACAGCAGCCACAGUUGGCCACUCAGCAGCGAAACUUUGAUGCCAGUAUUUUGGGGAGCGGAGACUUUGGUGUCCUGAGAGGUGGAACCUUCUAUCCGGAGGAGGAAAUGCCCUAUCAUCCCGAGGACAAUAGCGAUUAUAUCUAUGGCGAUGCCAACAAUGGACAUGGUCGUCCCUCAGAAGGAUUCGUACAGAAGUACACUUAUCCGGAGGAACAGUUUGCCAAUUUCCGGGAUUUUGCGGACAUUAAUACACCCGCCGAUUCGGCAUUUUCGCAAUUCGUGGUGGUAUAUGCGGCCAAGAACGCCACGGCACCGCAUUCACAUCCGCAUCCCAAAAACAUAUUCGAGCAGCUGGAGCUGCUGGACAGGGAAAAAGAGUUGGAAAAGUCCAAGUCCCAGUCGCAGCCCAAAAACUCAUCCAAAAACAAGUCGAAAUUGUCGAAGACAAAGCUGCUGAAGAAAUACCGCAAGAGGGCGGGUCCCAAAAUACAGGAUCCCCUGGAAAUAGAGCCCUUAUUGGCCCUCAGUUAAGCGUCUUUAAAAACGAGAAAAAACUAAAAAACCCAAAAAAAAAAUAAAAAAACAAAAGCAACUAAAAUACAAACACCCAUCACCACUUUCGUUUUCCCUUGUUAGUUCUAUUUAUUUUAUUUCGAGAUGAAUGCAAGCCGCCACCACAAAAAAAGAGCCACCCUCUAUCUGUUUGUUCAUAUCCACAAAAAACCUGUAUUGCAAAAAUCUUUACCAUACUAUAUAUUAAAAUCAGUGUUUUUUUUUUGGUCUGUCUGCUUUUUGUCUCG